AUGCACCCCCAGCCCACCACCCUCCUGGGCCUUGUGCUCUGCCUGGGCCAGACGACCCACACACAGGAGGGGCCCCUGCCCAGACCCUCCAUCUCGGCUGAGCCAGACUCCAAGAUUCGCUGGGGACGGCCCGUGACUGUGGUGUGCCGGGGACCUGCCUGGGCUGAAACAUUCCACCUGGUGAGGGAGAGCGGAAUCCCUAAAUUCCUGAAUGUUAAUGCCGUGCCCGGCCCGUCUGAGGCAGAGGCCAGGUUCCCCAUUAACACGUCCAGUGAAGCCAGUGCCGGGCGUUAUUACUGCACCUAUUGUAAAAGGUCCCGCUGGUCUGAGCGCAGUGAAUCCCUGGAGCUGGUGGUGACAGCUGGCACUUCCCAGAACUACACGUUGGGGAACUUUGUCCGCAUGGGCCUGGCCGGUGUGGUCUUGCUGAUCCUGGUGGCGAUUCUGGCAGAAGCUUGGCACAGCCAGCGGGACUCCAACGGGGCCCUCAGGGAUGGAGACCAGAGAGCGCCCGCCAGAGAGAUUAGACCCCAGGGCCCAGGAGGGACAUCCCCAAGGUUCUGA
Messenger RNA from Propithecus coquereli (Coquerel's sifaka), 564 nucleotides. RefSeq names its product leukocyte-associated immunoglobulin-like receptor 2. The transcript has 4 exons. NCBI's taxonomy places the organism in Eukaryota, Metazoa, Chordata, Mammalia, Primates, Indriidae. Bases 1 to 564 code for a protein of 187 amino acids. The record is from RefSeq and is a predicted model, not a curated record.